Messenger RNA from Lottia gigantea (owl limpet), 5700 nucleotides. RefSeq lists its product as hypothetical. Gene Ontology annotation, biological process: actin cytoskeleton organization. NCBI's taxonomy places the organism in Eukaryota, Metazoa, Mollusca, Gastropoda, Lottiidae. Bases 1 to 5700 code for a protein of 1899 amino acids. The transcript has 36 exons. The record is from RefSeq and is a predicted model, not a curated record. Gene Ontology annotation, molecular function: actin filament binding.
AUGAUUGAUAGAAACACUACUGGAAGUGAAGAUAUCGUCAAUGGUAAUCAAAAGUUAAUUCUGGGAUUAAUAUGGCAUCUAAUUUUACGAUACCAGAUAGGAAAGACCAAAUUUCCACCCAAGAAGUUGAUGUUAGCUUGGUUACAAGCUGUUAUACCAGAUUGUAAUAUCAGUAAUUUUACGUCAGAUUGGAAUGAUGGUGUUGCUUUACAUGCUUUAUUGGAAUAUUGUAAACCAGGAUUAUGCCCUAACUGGAAACAACUUAGUAGACAAAAUAGGUUAGAGAAUUGUUCCAAUGCUAUGCAUGUGGCUAAAAAUGAGUUUAAUAUUCCUAUUAUUGUACGCCCAGAAGAUUUCUCCAGUCCCCAUUUAGAUGAUCUAUCUGGUAUGACGUAUUUAUCCUAUUAUAUGACUGUAGAUUCUCCUGGUUAUCAUGCUACAUUAAGAGAUGUUAGAUCUUUAUUAAAACAUGGAUCUAUUAACAACUUUACGACUGAUUGGCAUGAUGGUAAAUUAUUAUGUAAUAUAACUAAAUCACUAGGGGUUGAACCUCAAGGCUGGCCAAAUAUGACAUCAAAUAAUGUGGAAAACUUACAAGCAGGUAUGGAUAGCGCCAAGAAAUUAGGAAUUGAACCAAUUCUAUCAGCUAAGGAAAUGUCUGAUCCUGAUGUAGAACAUCUUGGUAUUAUGGCUUAUGCUGCUUAUUUUACACGUCUAACGCCUAGGAAAGUAGUAGCUGAGAAAGCUAGUGUUAAUGGUGAUUUUUCAAAUGUUCAAGUUGGACAAGAGAAAUCAUUCCGAGUGUCUGUAGACUCUGAUGUGUUACCACAUGAUGUUAGAGCAGAGAUCAUUGGUCCUGAUUCUAUUGUACCAGUUAGGAUGAAUUGGAGUGGUAAAACAGCCAAUUGUACCUUUACUCCAACUGAAACUGGUAAUCAUAAGUUAAAUGUAUACUGUGAAGGUCAAGUUAUAUCAGAAUGUCCUAUUAAUUUCAAAGUAACAUCAGAUAGAUCUAGAGUAUCAUGUAGACCAAUAGAAAGAUGUCCCAUGGGUGUUGUCACAGAUAUGAAAGUUGAUACAUCUGCUGCUGGCCGUGGUAAUGUUCAGAUUGAAGCUAGGUCACCUAGUGGAAGGGUACAUAACCUACCAGUAUCUGAUAAUGGUGGAAUUCAUAAUGGUAACUUUAACCCUACUGAAGUUGGGGAAUGGCAGAUGAAUGUAACAUAUGAUGGACAACAUGUAGGAGGAAGUCCCUAUACUGUUAAGGUUUUUGAUCCUAAUGCAGUAGAUGUUUAUGGAUUAGAUGGUGGUGCUGUUGGAAAAGCUUUAGCUUUUAAUGUUGAUUCAUCAAGAGCAGGAGAUGGUGAUUUAGAUGUUACUGUUAAUUAUCAGGGACAGAAUAUACCAUGUUAUACUACCCAGGAGUCCAAUGGACAUCAUAAGAUUAACUUUACACCACAAGGAGCUGGUUCCUAUAAAGUUAAUGUUAGAUUUGCUGGUGAAGAAGUACCAAAAUCCCCAUUCACACUAGAGAUAGUAGAUUCUAGUAUGGUAUCAGUGACAGGUGAUGGUCUAAGUCUCGUUCCUGUAAAUCGUCCAGCCACGUUUAAUGUACAGACACAGGGAGCUGGCGGGGGCAAUAUCAACGUUGAUGUGGUUUUUUUUAUACUUACUCUAAAUAAAGAGAAAUAUUUUGAGAUUUGUACUUGUGAUUUGAAUUUAGCGCCAAAUGGAAAGAAAAUAAGUAAAAAGAUUAUAAAAGAAAAUGAAGAGAAUUACAGAAUUGAGUAUUAUCCAGAGGAAGCUGGAGAUUAUAAAAUAACAGUAUAUUUUUAUGAUCAACCUUUACGUGGUUCACCAUUUACCUGUAAAGUCUAUGAUCUUGGUAAACUUACAGUUCGUAAUAUGCCAAAAACAGUAUUAGCUGGAAAUCUAGUAUUAUUUGAUAUUGAUGCAUCCCUGGCUGGUUCAGGAAAUAUUGAAAUACGGGUAAAUGAAGGACGGGUAGCUUGUAGUGUUGAAAAUAAAGGUGGCCAUCAGUUUGUAGCAUCAUUCUUACCUGAGGCACCUAUUACACAUUAUGUUGAGAUGACGUUUAAUAAUGCUCCUGUUGAUGGGAGCGCCUGGAAGGUCUAUGUGAUGGACCCUCAACAAAUUACAGCAUCAGGUAGUGGUCUAGAAUUGAUACCUAUCAAUCAUAGAGCCCAUUUUAAAAUUCAUAGUGAUGGCAGUCCUUUAGAUGAUGUUAAAAUUAUAGUCAAAGCACCAAAUGAUGAAACUAUUACCUCUAAUAUAACACUUAUUGGAGAUGAUAUAAGAGUGGAAUAUACACCAACAGAAGUCGGUGAUCAUGAAAUCAGAGUAAUAUGUGGUGAAAGUCAAGUUAAUGGUAGUCCAUUUAUAGCCAAGGCUUAUGAUACUUCAGCUAUUGUUGUUGAUCCACCAGAUGAUGGCUAUGUUAAUAAACCUAUAUAUUUUAGCAUUGAUGUUCAGGACGCUGGAGAAGGACAGCUACAGAUUAUGGUUAAUAAUGGUAAUCUACCUAAUGAGGUGGAGGUACAAGAUGAUGGAAUUUAUAGUAUAUCAUUUAUACCAGUAGAAUCAGGUCCACAAACUAUUGAUAUUAGUUUUAAUGAAGAACAUCUUCCAGGCACCCCAUUGACUUGUAAUGCUCGAGAUCUGAGUUUAGCCAUGGUGAAUAUAAACCCUGUAGAAAUUGUUAACAGACAAACUGAGUUUGUUAUACAGACUAAAGGCAAUGAACAGUUUAACUGUGCAGCUCAAGUAUUCUCACCAAUGGGUCAGAAAGUUCCUGUACAAAUAACAGGAAAUUCAGCUAGUGGUUUUAGAGUAGAGUACACACCUAGAGAUAUUGGUACCUAUACAGUUACAGCAAGUUUAGCUGGUAUACCUAUUAAAGGUAGUCCAUUCCGAGUCAAAUCAUUUGAUCCUACUCAAGUUAAAGUAUCUAAGAUGCCUCAAGGAAUAGUUGGUAUACCAUGUAAAUUUAUAGUUGAUGCUUCAUCAGCUGGUGAAGGAACUCUAGAGUUAACUGUUGGUGCUCAUGGACGUAAUAUACCCAAUCAGGCUAGAUCAUUAGGUGGUGGAAGGUAUGAGGUAUCAUUUGUUGGUAGACAAGCUGUCAAACAUCAGGCUAAUAUUACUUAUAAUGGUAUACCUGUACCUGGUUGUCCAUUUGAAAUAGAUUUUCUAGAUGCUAGUAGAAUAACAGCUGAUGGAGAAGGUUUAAGUCUUGUGUCCUGUCACAGAUCAGCUAAUUUUACUGUUCAUGCUCCUGGUGCUGCUAUGCCUGAUUUAUCUGUUAGGGUAAUGUCUCCUGAUGGACGAGAAACACCUGCUAGAAUACGCCAAAAAAAUGAUGAUACUUUUAGUGUUGAGUGGACACCUCACAUGAUAGGAGAUCACCGUGUGGUAGUAGAAUAUGCUGAAAUGUCUAUUAAUGGUAGUCCAUAUAUAGUUAAAGCUUUUGACGCUAGUAUGGUUAAAGUAUCACAUAUUGGUCAAGGUUAUUUAGGAAGACCUGUACCAUUUACAUUGGAUGCUAGUGAAGCAGGUGAUGGAAAUCUAGAAAUACAAGUUACAGCUGAUCAUGAUAGUGUACCUAAUUAUGUCAGACAAGAUGGCGAUAUGUCAUUUAAAGUUUCUUUCACACCACAAAAAGCUAGAACUCAUCAUGUUAAUAUUAGAUUUAAUGGAGAACCUGUCCCAGGAAGUCCAUUCCAAUGCCGUAUAUUAGAUAGUGAUAGAGUUAUAGUAUCUAAUGAUUCAGUUAAACAAAUACCAUCAGGUGUACUAGCUAGUUUUAAAGUUGAUCCUCAAGAUGCUGGUGAAGGUGACUUAGAGGUCAAAGUAAUCUCACCAACAGGACAUGAAAUACCAGCUCGUAUAUCAGGCUCAUCUCAUUCCAACUAUAAAGUAGAUUAUACACCACAAGAAAUAGGACGGUACAAGGUGUAUGUAGAAUAUGGUGGUGUGGAAGUGAAAGGAAGUCCCUUUAUAUCCAAUGUUUAUGAUCCAUCAUUAGUUAAAGUAGAAUAUCCUAAUAGAGCUUAUUUAGGAAGACCUAUCUAUUUCCAUGUUGAUGCAUCAGCAGCAGGUCAAGGAGAAUUGGCAGCAGAAAUCAAAUCUCAUGGUCAGUUGGUUCCUAGUCAGUUCCGUGAAGUAGGUGUAGGACGAUAUGAACUGAGUUUUACACCCAAAGAUAUGUCAACUCAUAAUGUUACAGCUUUAUUUAACAACUAUCCUAUACCAGGUUCACCAUUCCAUGUUGAUGUUAUUGAUACUAGUAGUGUUACUAUGAGUGGACAAGGUUUAAGAUCAGCUCAAGUUUAUCGUGAAACCUGGUUUAAUCUAGAUUUACAUGGAAUGGAUGAUACAGAUCUAGAUGUACAGAUUGUCAGUCCAUCUGGUCAUGAACUACCAUGUAAAUUAAGCCGUAAAGGUCACAUUUGUCGAGCAGAAUUUACUCCUAUGGAAGUUGGAUCUCAUUUUAUCGAUGUUUUCUUUGCUGGAAAUAAACUUCAUGGUAGUCCAUUUAUAAGCCAUGCAUUUGAUCCUAGUUUAGUUCGUAUUACUGAUGUAGAUAGAACUGGGAAGAAAGAGAGAGAAAUAGGCUUUACUGUUGAUGCAUCAAUGGCUGGUGUAGGUGAAUUAGAAGCUGUAGUAACACACAAUGGACAUAAAGUACAGACCUAUAGAGAAUCUAUAGAUGAAGGAAGAUAUAGAUAUACAUUUAAUCCUGGUGAAUCAGGCCAUUAUGAAGUUAAUGCUACAUUUAAUGAAGAACCAAUUCCAGGUUGUCCUGUUGUUAUCAAUGUAGAAGAUGAGAUACCAACUUUUAUUACCAUCAGUUUCAGAAGUGUUGAAGCUUUGAAUGUGAAUGAAAAAAAUCACCAUUUUAUGUUACAUAUGAAUGGAAAACAGAUUGAUAUGAAUCUACUUAAUAUUGCAAUACAAGCACCAUCAGGAGAACAAGUUCCAGCUCAUCUUGUAACUCAACCUAAUGGUGAUUAUAAAGUAGAAUGGACACCUAAUGUAGCAGGAAGACAUAUGGUAGAUGUAUCAUUUGCUGGACAACAGAUUCAAGGCAGUCCAUUCUAUAUUGAAGUAUUUGAUAUAGCUAGAGUUAGAGUUGAUAAUUUUUAUAAUGGUAAUGUUAAUGAACCAGCAGGCUUUACAGUUGAUGGUACAAGAGCAGGUAAAGCUGAGCAGACUUUGAUGAUAACCAGUCCAUCUGGUCGUACUGUACCAUUUGAAAUUGUUGAGGGCAGAGCUGGAGAACAUAACGUGACUUAUAGACCAGUAGAAGUUGGUAAACAUAAAAUACAAGUAGCCUAUGGUGGACUAGAUGUUAAUGAUACAAAGCAAGAUUCUACAUACAUGGAUAACCUGUUCAUACAAAACAAGAUUCCACAUACAUGGAUGACCUGUUCAUUAGAUAAAAAACAAGGUUCCACAUACAUGGAUAACCUGUUCAUACAAAACAAGAUUCCACAUACAUGGAUGACCUGUUCAUUAGAUAAAAAACAAGGUUCCACAUACAUGGAUAACCUGUUCAUACAAAACAAGAUUCCACAUACAUGGAUGACCUGUUCAUUAGAUAAAAAACAUGAUUCCACAUACAUGGACGACCGGGUGUCAAAUGGCAACAAAACUAGUCCUGGAACAAUCGCAUUGUAG